Molecule: messenger RNA, 479 nt
Organism: Leptosomus discolor (cuckoo roller)
Lineage: Eukaryota; Metazoa; Chordata; Aves; Leptosomiformes; Leptosomidae
Source: RefSeq, a predicted model, not a curated record
AUGAUGUCAGUUGAAACUGUUGUUUUGGGAAUUCACAGGGUCAAUGAUUUGAAGACUGGUACGCUUGUAGGAACUGACAAAUAUGGAAACAAAUACUAUGAAGACAAAAGAAACUUCUUUGGUCGUCACAGAUGGGUCAUCUAUACUAAUGAAAUGAAUGGCAAAAAUACGUUUUGGGAAGUUGAUGGAAGUAUGGUGCCCCCUGAAUGGCAUCGCUGGCUUCACUCAAUGACGGAUGACCCUCCAACUACUCAUCCACCAGUUGCUCGUAAAUUUAUCUGGGAGAACCAUAAAUUCAAUCUGAGUGGCACUCCCAGACAGUACGUACCUUACUCCACUACUCGCAAGAAGGUGCAAGAGUGGAUCCCACCUACAACAGCUAGCAAAUAACAACAACAACAAAUGUGACUUGCCUCAGCUUUGGCUUUCAGUGUAAAUUGUGUUUUCACUGGUUUUGUUCAAAAUAAAAGCCUCCCAUA